AUGGCCGACCUUCAGGCCUUACGAGCGGCAAAGGUUGCUUACCAGGCCCGCAAGGCCCAAGACGCCCGCAAGGCCCAAGACGCCCGCGACGCCCAAGAGACCCGCGAGGUCGCCGCCUCAUCUUCGACAGGCGCAGAUGCCUCGAACAUGUCGCAGAACAGCGCUGUGACAGACACAAUCCCCUCAAACGACAAUGAGCUUGCGACUAGAGGGCCAUCAGUGGAGCGAGAAAGCGCUUCACUCACGACUGAUCUGCAUCAUAGCGAUGCAAUGGUAGUGCAACGAUCAUUGAAGCGGAAGAAUGCUUCAGCUACGGAACCUCGGCAAAAUCCAUCGUUGCAUACAGAGAAGCGACCACAGCGAGAGAAGCCAGAGGAUCUCGCAAUCAUGCCAGUCCUGAGGCUAAGCCCGCCGCUGCGACCAGAGCACCGCCUAAGACCGGAACAACCAGAGGACUUCGCGAUAUUGCCAUUCCUAGCGCUGGCGGAUGAUUGGCCAGAGGAUACUAGGAAGCCUGGACAAGAGGCAGACCAGACUGAGGACGAAGAUCCGCCUCAGCAGAGCAGCCGGGCUCAAUAA
This is a messenger RNA of Mytilinidion resinicola, 579 nucleotides long. RefSeq lists its product as uncharacterized. NCBI's taxonomy places the organism in Eukaryota, Fungi, Ascomycota, Dothideomycetes, Mytilinidiales, Mytilinidiaceae. The coding region runs from base 1 to 579 and encodes 192 amino acids. The transcript is spliced from 3 exons. The record is from RefSeq and is a predicted model, not a curated record.